AGACGCGCGGUGCCGGAAACUUUUCCCUCGCGCCGCCGCCGCUGCCCGCGCCCAUCUCCGGGCCGCGGCCGUGCGCUCUGCCGGGGCCGCCGCCGCCGCGGGGGCACCGGGCCGGGGGAAGGGGGCGCGGGGCGGCAGCGCGGGCGGGCGGCGCCCGGGCCCCGCCACGCGGGAGGCUGGGGCCCGGGCCGGGCGGAGCCGGAGAGCCAUGGGGGAGGCUGCCAGCCCCGCGCCCGCGCCCGCGCCCGCGCUCUGGGACUGGGACUACCUGGACCGCUGCUUCGCCCGCCACCGCGUCUGCAUCUCCUUCGGCCUGUGGAUCUGCGCCUCCUCCUGCUGGAUCGCCGCCCACACGCUGCUUCUCUACCUGAGAUGUGCAAAGAGAUGCGGACGGGACCAGUCAGUGCUGUGUGCUGCGUGCUGCCUCCUGACCAGCCUCUGUGACACCAUCGGGGCCAUUCUGGCCAGACAGCUCACCAUCCAGGUAUUCACGGGUGCCUACCUAGCGGCUGUUGACUUGGUGAACUUUGUCUUCAUCCUCUUCCCCAUCUGUGGCUGCAGACUGAAGUCUCACGUGGGUCGGGGCUCCCGGGAGAGGAAGAGGGGGCGGCGGCUCAGGGCCAGUGUAUUUGCUCUGGCCCUGCCGCUGAGCCUGGGGCCAGGCUGGGCGCUCUGGGCCGCCGUCCCAAAGGCUUCAGGCCCCAUCCGAGGGCCCCAGCGGAGGCUGCUGGAAAGCCUGCUGCAGGACAAUACUGAGAUCCUCGGCUACCUGUUGGGUGGCAUCGCUGCCUUUGGCUCCUGGGCUUCCCGGAUCCCCCCGCUCUCCAGAAUCUGCCAGGGUAAGGCGUUUCCCUCCAUCCACCUGUGGACCCGGCUCCUGUCGGCUCUGGCUGGCCUCCUCUAUGCCUCGGCCAUUGUGGCCCAUGACCGGCGGCCUGAGUACCUGCUUCGGGCCACGCCCUGGUUCCUGACCUCCCUGGGCCGAGCUGCACUGGACCUCUCUAUCAUAUUCCUCUCCUGGGUAAUGAAGAGCAAGAUGAGACGGGACUUGGGAUUUGCCCCUGAAGCCGGAGAGAGCCCUGACACCCAAGCCCUCUUGACCUGCGUGGAGAAAGAGGAAGAAAGCCAGGAGAAUUCAGAUUGGGUGCCUCUCACUACACUACCACCCUGCAAAUCACUCAGGACAAUGGCAGCCAUCAGUCACUACUUGGAGCUGACCAUCGAGCCGGUGCAGCAGGCAAGUUGCAGCACCACCAGGCUGCCCGGCGAUGGACAGAUGAGCCCUGGAGACGCCACGCUGCAGGAGCCCCCCUCGUACCCUCCCGUUCAGGUCAUCCGGGCCCGCGUGUCUUCCAGCAGCUCCUGCGAGGUCUCCUCCAUCAACUCGGACCUCGAGCAGAAGUAUUGGGAAGCCCUAAACUCGGAGCAGUGGGACCCUGAAGACAUAAACCUUGAAGGGAACAAAGACAACAUGGAGAUGCUCAGAUCCCAGGUGCAUAGGAGCUCCAUGGGCCCAGUGGCCCUGACGUCUGAUGAGGAACACCUCAGAGCCCCCAGUCGAGCAUUUGUCAGGCACUGAGCAGGGAACAUCCUGCAGUGACAUGCAUGGCAGGAAUCUCAGCUGCCGCAGGGGCGGCGCAUGAAAGUGAGGAACCAGGUGCUGUCACUGAGCUUGGCUGCUCUGCAUCGUGGCUCAGAACGGAGUGAAGACUCUGGGUCCCGUGGACAGACCUGGACAUGCGCAGAGUUUAUUCUGAUCAGAAGUUCCCAGAGCACUCUUGAAGUAGAAACCUUCAUCUAAAGGGCAUUGGGCCCUCUCUUCCUUUUCCCUUCAGAUUCAACCAUACCCUGAAUAUCUGCUAGGUGCCAGGAAGGAAUUUGUCUAACAAGUAGCUCAUGUGUUUGGAUCUCCGUAGAGCCCCAUUCUGCAAGACCUGGAUAAGCCCAGGAGAUGAGAGGGGUGGGCCCAUAUGCGGGAGAUACAGGACACGGUCACCAGUACUCAUGGGACCUGGCUCCUGCCCUCCCAGUCAGCCACUUGAGUUUUCUGCUAGAAGUUGGAGGUGGGACUGCUUGGUCAACCAGAAAUUUGUGAGAUCACAGGUGUUGAAAGGGCAAGAAAAGUUAAUUGCUCUAGGUAUCAGGACUUGCUCCAACCCGCCAGGGUAUGUGCUGGGCAGGAUUUGCAGGUGACGGGGACAGUCUGCUUCAGGAGCUAACAUGAAAGCAGGCAGAGGGUAAGAGGCACCGUGGGAGGUGUUAAGUUCAAGCACAGCCAUCUCAUUUUAGGAUUAUUUUGAUACUGUGAUCACGGGAGAGGGGAAGGGUGGAGGGAAUGGGGCCGAGGUGGGAGGAACACUGGAGUGAAUAAAUCAUGAUUGAGUUGAAGCAUCUCACUGUGGAGCAGAGAUGUCUGAAUCCCAGCACAGCCACAAAAGCCAGCCCUGAGGGCAACUGAGAGACAUGAGGACACACAGCUCUGCUCCUGGCUGGCCGCUUGGAGCCUGUGUGACUCAGUUGCAAUUGCCCAGUUUCUCCAAAGGGGUAGUGCAAAUCCCAGCAGCAUGAAGAAGGGGGAGCCUCAGGGAAGCAGGUGGGUUCCACAGAUCUCUGUGGAGAUCUUAAUCUUUUGAGUGCCUCUGAGCUAGAAGUGAACUUAAAGCCACCCUAUUUAUCCCCUUUAUCCAAUUGCUUUGAUCCCUGGGUGUCUUGUAAUGGAGUUUGCUAAAGUCAGUUUUGCUUUUUUUUUUUAAAGAUUUUAUUUAUUUAUUUGACAGAGAGAGACACACAGUGGGAGAGGGAGAAGCAGGCUUCCCGUGGAGCAGGGAGUCUGAUGCCGGGCUCGAUCCCAGGACCCUGGGACCAUGACCUGAGCCGAAGGCAGACGCUUAAUGACUGAGCCACCCAGGCGCCCCAAGCCAGUUUUGCUUUGUGAUCUUAACCACGGAAGCUGUUCUUAGAGAAAAGAUGAAGAGUUGAGUGGGGGAUGGGGUAGAGAGCACAUUCCAGAUGAAAUCAUACAGAGGAUUGGACACAGGGAAGGAUGGAAUCCAGUCCAGGAAGGAGGAGUCUGAUGUGGCCGGGAUGGAUGGUGCAGUCUGGGCUAGACGGUAAAGAGGCUGGCAAAGCAUCAGACCGUGGAGGCAAGGGAGUGGGCACUUAAUACUUGGUAGCCAUGACCGAUACCAGAGUAGGAAGGUGACUGACAUGACUCUGGUAGGCCAUGGCUUUUCAGGAAGCAGAAAUGUAGUCAUGGGCGCAGUAUGAAUAUGGAGAACGUAUUUAAUUGGAGUGAUAACGGCAGGGCAGGAGGGCUCAUCUUUAGAAAGGCAAGAAGGCACUAGGAUAGGAUACCAUCUCUGGAGUUUACCUUUUGCAUAUCCUCCCUCUCUCAAGGGGAGGCUGGCCCAUGCUCCCGAGGGCACCAGAAAUUGGCUGGGUCCUGAUGGAAAUGGCCAUUGACCCAAGAACAUCAAACAGUCUCACUGAUUUGAGCAGCACAAACUACCUGAGUCCCAGAGGUUGUCUGACUCCCUAGUUCCCAUCGUCCCAGCCUUCCUUCACAAACCAGUUCCCCAUGUUGUGGUCCAGUCUUGUCUCAAAGCUGAAUCCCAGUCUCUUCAGCCAGAGUGAACUAUUAAACUGAAAAUUCUGGAAGCCAACUUUGGCCUCCUUGUUCAAUAAGAAUCUGCCUGUUAUGCAAAGCUCUGGAACGCUGGAGCCUUUGUAAAGAGGUGCCAAUCAAAAUGCCUUUCUCCUAGUCGGAGAGUCCCUGUCCUGGGCCUCCACUGCAGCUUCAUCCCUGUCAGACCAGGAGGAUAACGGGAGUUACUAGCCCUGAAGAGUCACGGUGAAGGGGGUACCUAUAAGGGGAGAGGCUGGGAAACAAACUGUAACCAUCUCCUGCCUGCUCAUCUGGAUGUGAGUGACGGCAUACUAGGGCCUCAGUUGUGCUGCCUAUUAUCUGCAUGGCUUGGAGCAUGUUACCUAACCUUUAUGAACCGAGGUAAAUAGAAUCCCUAUCUACAGAGCUUGUUGUGAAGACUAAGUAAAUCAACAGCCAUGAACUGCAUAACACACAACGCCUGACUCUCAAAGUAGACCUUGAAAGGGAUUUAGUUUCCUUUCUCUCUAUACUUCCUGGCCGCUUAUGUGCUGAAAGGCUGUUAGUAACCAAAAAUAUCAGACCCACAAAUAGAACGGUCUUCAGAGGUUUGAAUCCCCUCGACAAUCCUUAUAAAUGAUUAGCCCCCACUUAAGCUCUUCCAAAAAAAAAAAAAAAAAAAAAGAUUUCACUCUUUUAUAUUCCAAAGUCUGUAUCCUUUAGGGAGAGUUCUGAUCACUAAGACUUUCUUAAAAUCCUGUCUAGAUCCAAAAGAACCACGAUCUCCGUAUCUCCUGCCAGCACUUCAGUAUGCUGAAGAGAUCUGUGAGCAGCACCUGAUGCCACACUCAACAUCAUGUUUGUUACCAUGGGGUAUGAGCUCCUACAGAGUAAGAAGAGGUACUCAGCCAAGGCGCAUGGCUGGGCUCUAGCUCCCAGAUCUGAUUCAGUGUGAUCCUUGUCAAGUCAUUUUGCUUUCCGGGUCACAGUUUCCUCAUCUGUAAAAUGAAAGUUAGGCCAGAUUUCUUUCUUCCCUUUUAUGAAUGUGCCGGUGAAUUUGUUUCCCAGAGAAGACAGACAUCUUUAUAAACUCUAUUAAGACAUUUCAGAUUUACUUUGAAAAUAGGAUUCAAUAUAUCAUAUAUACUUCUGUUUGGAUUUUGCUAUCCAAUUAAGAUAAAAUUUGUCUUUGUAACAAGAAGGGAUCAUAGCAUUUGACCUUUAAAAAUUUUGCAGAUUCCUUCCAGUACUGAAAAACCAAAAACUAUACACCACCUUCUUUCCAAACUUGGGCAUUUUGGUGAAUUCAUUUAGUUUAUUAAGAGGCUCUAUUAUUGGCAGUUUAUUUUGGUCAAGUCUCAUUCUUGCUUAACCAUCUCUUAUAUUGAAGGAUACAUGAAAAAUAUUUUCCACAGUGCGAGAAAAAGGAUCUGUAUCGACUGAGGAAAAGGAUAGAGAUGUCCUAGGAGUGUCUCAAGACUGACUUCAGAAUACUUUCAAGAUUGUCUCCACUUCUUUUUCUGUGCCUACUUGAUCAUUCUCCGCAUUUUCCAACUAUGCGGGCAUUGCUCUACUCUCUCCGACUUUACAUUGCUUUUUUUCCCCCAACGUUCAGGUCGAUGCUUUGGCAGAGCAGGCUCUGCCCUGAAACAAGCCAAGAUACAGCGCAAUGCUGACAAAGAUCUCUUCAAGUUUACACUCCUAUCUGGUAUUGAUCCAAAGGUCACCAUCAGGUGAGAGGGGCGUUCUUAAACAAGAAAGAAGUUCAAGAAAUGGUGCUAAAUCGAAUGAUUUGGAGAACAUCUGCUUUGCUUUUUCCUUACCAAACUCAUAAAGCCAAACAAGGCACCAGGCAUCCUGGGCUGCUGCUUCUGGGUUGGACACCUCAACAGCGCGUUAACUUUUAAGUGCCUUCAGAUUCACUCCAAACUAAUCUGUUGCUUGGAGCACGCGUCAUACUCUCCCGAUUCCACCGGAAAUUUUCACCAGCCGCCGGCACUGGCGGCAGAGGGCCCUGCUCUUCUCUCCCGGGGUCCUCAGGGUCUGCAGCUGCGAUUGCAGCAGGGCUCAGUCCCUGUGGGGGUCAGGGGCGCUUGCCCCCCUUCAAGCCCUGCUGGCCCGAUCAGAACUGAAUCCGGCCGACCUCUUUCCCGAGAAGCUGCCGAGCCCCGCAGUCCCGCGGUCCGCUCAAACCGCCGCCCGGACACUUCCGGGAAGAGCGGCACCGCGCGGCUCAGCGCGUGCGCACUCCACAGCCACCGCCUCCCGCGAGUCCCGCCGCGCGCGCGUUCCCGCCUCGCCGCGGGCGCGCGGGGGUCAGGAGAGCGGCCGAGCCGGGGCUGCUGGUGUGCCGCGGGGGUCGUGCUGAGAUGAUGUUCCCUUGCCUGACAUGGUUAGACCACUUGACCUCCUCUGUGGUGUACUGUAAAUCACUCUCGUCUUUGCUUUUAAAUACACAUUUUUAAAAAAUAAAGAUAGUGAGGGUAAUGGUUUGUUUUUUGGGUUUUUUAGGAAUCAGGUUGUAGCAAAACGUUUAUGAAGAAAAACAGCAGUGCCCUGCUCCUCCCCUCCGCCCUCAACAGCCCUGCUUCUCAAGCAACCAUCCUUUUUUUCUCUCUCUUCUUUUUCCUUCUCUCCUCUCUCUCUUUCUCUCCCUCCCCCCUUCCUUCCUCUUUCUACCAGUUUUAACUUGCUUGUUCUAGUAGUUUUCUCACUAGGUUUGAUUUCAAACAUGCUUUUUGGCUCUCAAGUUCUAAGAGUAUACUUUUUUCUCUUAGCUGGACUAUCUCCAGCUUCCCUAAAGUACGGGCUAAUGAGGCAGAGCAGCUCCACCUGUGUGUUGAGAACUAUGUAUUAAGAACUGUCUUCACGGGGCGCCUGGGUGGCUCAGUCGUUAAGCGUCUGUCUUUGGCUCAGGUCAUGAUCCCAGGGUCCUGGGAUCGAGCCCCGCAUUGGGCUCCCUGCUCAGCGGAGAGCCUGCUUCUCCCUUUCCCUCUGCCUGCCUCUCUGCCUGCUUGUACUCUCUCUCUGUCAAAUAAAUAAAUAAAAUCUUAAAAAAAAAAAAAAA
This is a messenger RNA of Mirounga angustirostris (Northern elephant seal), 6671 nucleotides long. RefSeq names its product transmembrane protein 44 (gene TMEM44). The transcript has 11 exons. The record is from RefSeq and is a predicted model, not a curated record. The coding region runs from base 209 to 1579 and encodes 456 amino acids. Lineage: Eukaryota; Metazoa; Chordata; Mammalia; Carnivora; Phocidae.